This is a messenger RNA of Schistosoma curassoni, 537 nucleotides long. The record is from the annotation of a GenBank genome assembly. NCBI's taxonomy places the organism in Eukaryota, Metazoa, Platyhelminthes, Trematoda, Strigeidida, Schistosomatidae.
AUGCCAAAAAUGUCAUAUUGCACCUAUCGAUUUCCAGUUGGGAGUGGAAUUAUGCGUUUGACCCACAUCUAUUCCAGCGGUGUUGUCAACAAGCCACUCCAGUUAUGCGAAAUACAUUAUCCUAUGCGGUCUUCCCUGAUGUAUGAGUCAAUUGAGGUUGUACAAAACUUUCGGCAAACAAGAUACACCGCCAACUUAUUUUCGAUAUUUCACUUUAUCAAAAUGGCAGUCCCAGAACAAUAUAGUUCCAGACAGUUCGAGCGAAAGAAAAUAAAUUUCAAAGGUAUCAAACAGGUCUUAAACGCGGAAUCUCAAGUUAGCUAUUCACCAGAUGCUGUUCUUUACAAUCAUCUAAAUGCACCACCAUGCAUUUGUCCACCUAUGAAAGUUUCUGAUUUAAGUGGGAUACCAACUGCUUAUACAGAUCCAUUGACAAAACUAAAUUAUGCAACUUGUUCUGAGUUUAAAAGAAUACGUUAUUUGCCUCAGCAUAUCGUUAAUGGGUACCUGGCUUUGAGAGGAGUAUCUAAUAUUUGA